Misgurnus anguillicaudatus (oriental weatherfish) is the source of this 3412-nucleotide messenger RNA. Lineage: Eukaryota; Metazoa; Chordata; Actinopteri; Cypriniformes; Cobitidae. The record is from RefSeq and is a predicted model, not a curated record.
GAGUCGGUCGCUUUUGAAGGGAGGAGCUUCCCAAACUCAAGAGUCCUGUUACUGAAAAUCGCAGAUUUAGGAGUGAAAGCGAAGCUGAAGCUCGAUCUACCGUCCCUUCCUUAAAGCAGAUCUUUGCGCGAAGGACGCACGCUUUGUCUUAUCGCCCAGGGCCACACUCUCAGGACUGAAGCAUGGAUGAUGAUUUUGAACGGCGCCGGGAGCUCAGGAGACAGAAGCGUGAGGAGAUGCGUCUAGAGGCCGAGAGGAUGGCCUCUCGUAGAACCGAAGAGGAUGAGGAGGAGGCUGCCCGUGAGCGCAGACGAAGAGCACGACAGGAGAGACUCCGCGGUAAAGAGAGUGAGGAUGUGCCGUACCAACCGGAGAGCACAGAGCUCAACAACAGCCAUAGCGUGACGAUGACAGAAACCGUGUCUUCUUCAAUGGUGUCCUCCAGCAGACCUGGGAAUGAUGAUGAUGAGGAAGAGGCCCUGCUGGAUCGUCUGGCUAAGAGAGAGGAACGCAGGCAGAAGAGAAUGAAGGAAGCGCUGGACAGACAGAGAGAGGUGGAGACCAGCCAGACCUCCCACUACGGCCUGGAGGAGAGCGACGUCGGUCUGCGACGCGGCCGGAGCUACGAGGCAGAGGAGGAGAUGAACAGCAAACAGGAGGAGAAACAGGAGGAGGAAGACACUCCCAGUGAGGAAAGAGAGGAAGAGGUGGUGGUGGAAAAGCCAAGGAGGUCUUACCUGAGAGAACAGAAAUCCAUAGAGGAAACAUCUAAAAUACCUGAUCAGGGCAAUAGUGAGCCUCCUUCCUCCAAAGAAAAUGAGGUGAUUUUAAAUGAAGGCGCAGAUGAUUCUGCGGUUGUUUUGGAGACGGAGGUGGAAAACAGCACAGCAGAGCUCACUUGGGAUUUACAGGAGGAAAAGAGAGGGGUUGAGAGAGAUGGGUUGACAGAGAAUGGAUUGAAUAAAAUAAGAGAGGCAGAGAGCUUUGAAAAAGAAGAGACAGAGCUUUCAGAAAAUGAGGUUUUGAUGGAAGAUGAAGAUGUGAUGAGGAAGAACAAACAGCCAAAUGGAGCAGUGUGUGAGGAGAGCACUCCCAAACACAAGAUAGCAGAGAGGAGCUUCAGCCGUGGCAGCCUUCGUUCUCCCGAGGUGCCCGAGCGGGAUGCCGACGGUGAGGAUGCUCGUCUGGAGGCCGAGAGAAAGCUGGAGGAACUGAAAAGGAGACGAGAUGAAAUUGAGAGCGAGGAGUUCGAGAAGAUGAGGCAGAAAUCGCAGGAGGCCGAAGCCGAGCUGGAGGAGCUUAAGAAGAAGAGGGAGGAGAGGAGGAAGGUUCUGGAAGAGGAGGAGCGGAGGAGGAUGCAGGAGGAGGAGGAGAGGAAAGCCAGGGAGGAGGAAGAGAAAAGGAGGAUGAAGGAGGAGAUCGAGAAGCGGAGAGCCGAGGCGGCCGAAAGGAGGCAGAAGGUGGAUGAUUCGGUGGAUGGAGAGGCCAGAAAGCCUUUUAAAUGCGUCAGCCCCAGAGGAUCAUCACUGAAGAUCGGUGAAAGAGCCGAGUUCCUCAACAGAUCUGCACAGAAGAGCUCGGUGAAGUCGUCUCAUUCUCCUGUGGUGUCUAAGAUUGAUAACAGAUUAGAGCAGUACACCACUGCAGUGCAGAGCAACAAGGAGGUCAGAUCUCCCAAAUCCGCUGCUAUAGAUCUUCCUAUGGUGACGGAUGGUAUUCGUAACAUUAAGAGCAUGUGGGAGAAGGGGAAUGUCUUCGGCUCCGGUGGGAGCCCGGCAUCCACCAACAAGGAUGCAGCUGGGAUAAAGGUGGGCGUGGCCGGCCGCAUCAACGAUUGGCUGACUAAAACUCCAGAGACGGGGAAGGCGUCAGGAAGACCAGCGGACCUGAAGCCCGGUGACGUGACCAGCAAACGCAGUCUAUGGGAAAACAAAGGUUCAUCUGCUACCAAGACGAGCAGAGGAGAGACAAAAUCCGUCACCAACGGAAUGGGCCAUUAACCCUUCAACGAUGCCAGAGAGGCAGGGACCAAGACAAUGCACAACACUUCUUUUUAAAACUUAAUAAUACCAAAAAAAUACAAGCAUUUUAUACUGCCCAGGAAUGUCUAUGUGAGUAGAUACAGUAUAAAAGAGAAAGAAAAGUAUAUAUUUUAUCACUGUUUUCACAGUCCUACGUCUUGCACCCACUUUAAUGUCGUGCCUUUGCGCGCGACGUCCUUUGAUAUGAAAUUUAGGCUGUAAAGAUUUGACUCUAUUGUUUAGAUGACAAUAUUAUAAAAAGCAGCCAUCUCUGAACAUUCCAAGAUUCCUUAUGUACAAGGAGUAACAACAUUCCAAAACCAUUUCUUUUGUCAAAUCUCAGUUAGUCACACCUUUCACCUGUUAAUUUAUAACUAAAGCAAAGCUUCACAUCGCAUUUCAUAUUCGCCUGUUUUGAAUAUGAGCACCAGUAGAGUAGCUGUAUUUUGUACUUUUUUGUCGUAGCGACACUUUUUUUUAAAUGCUCUUAAUAAUAUAUGUUAGCACAUAGUGUACGUUUUUGUAAUUAACUAUAUAUUGUACUGCUUGAUACAAUAUUGCGCUCAAUAUUAUUUUAUAUCGAUUCAGCAGAAGACCAUUAUAGUCUUAUCAUUAUCAAUUAUUAGCUUUUUUUACUCUUGGAUACACUGGUCUAAAGUUUCUUUGUGACCAUCUUUCUAAAAGUGUUAAUAACUAUGUGUCUGUAUUCACAAAGGCAGUUAGCAACUGUUUUUUUUUUUUUUAGAAAUCUGAACAAAGGGAACGUGCACUUUUUGGCCUAAAUCAUAUAUUUGAUAUGACAUAUUUGCAUAUGAUGCACAGUCAACUAAGACUUUUGGUCACUAAUGCAAACCCUGCUGAAAAGACCCAGCAUGAUUUGACAUGUUGUUUUUGCUUGGUUAGUGCUUGCUGGUGUACCCGCUUAUCUUUGGUGAAGCAUAGCUGGUUGACCAAAACAUGACAUGUUUGUGACCAGCAGCUUUGGUCUUUUCAACAGAGAAAGGUCAAAAUUAAGCCCAAUUCACGUUGUGUGAAUGAUUCAUUUUUUGAAAUCUAAAAUUGUGAUGUUGACCACUUAUAUAGCAUUUGUUAUUUGUUGUCCUCAUUUAAACGUUUUACAUGUAUCACUUCUGACACUUCCGUCAGAUAAAGAUUAUACAUUUCUGACGACUCAAGUUGACGUUCAUGUUCGACGAUUCUGUAUUCUGCUUGUAUUUUUGACAAUCAUCUUAUGUAUUGUUUCUGAAUAACACUAUGCAAGUCGCACCACCUUUAAUUCCAGUAACCUUGUUAAAUCUACGACUUAUUGUAGCCAACAGUUUCUUACGAAACAAAUGUGUGAACCAUAUAUCAUGUCUCAGCAACCACAAUAAAGAGAUCCAUGAAAACAC